Messenger RNA from Daphnia magna, 6353 nucleotides. RefSeq names its product DNA N6-methyl adenine demethylase. The transcript is spliced from 8 exons. Bases 715 to 5526 code for a protein of 1603 amino acids. The record is from RefSeq and is a predicted model, not a curated record. Gene Ontology annotation, molecular function: DNA 5-methylcytosine dioxygenase activity; zinc ion binding; DNA binding. Lineage: Eukaryota; Metazoa; Arthropoda; Branchiopoda; Diplostraca; Daphniidae. Gene Ontology annotation, cellular component: nucleus. Gene Ontology annotation, biological process: positive regulation of transcription by RNA polymerase II; oxidative demethylation.
GGGUUUUUAAGUUAAAUAUUGUUACUUAUUUGUUCAUGUCGUUGUUUGAAGACUCUCAUCGCGAUAUUGAUAAUUUUAGAAAUUAUCUAUUAUAGAUAAUUUUAAAACUUGAUAAAAUCCAAUCUGUAGAAUUUUGAUUCUUAUGGGAUAUGACACGACAUUUUUACGCGCUCAAAUUAUAAACUUAUAAAGGCAAGUGUUCCACAGAAUGGUUAGAAAGUUGGGCGCAACUGAAUCACUUGAACACCUUGCGAAAACUCCUUGACCAUUCACGACGUAAUCACCGUGAUUUCAACGAUUUAGUUGUUUGUAAAUGACUGCGAGUUUUGCGUCACCUAGCGGUCACAUAACCAAGCUCUUCAUUCAGUGUUGCAUAAAAGUCACGGCGUGCACCCAAUUCGUGGAUGAUUUAACGUUCUGAUUGGCAAAUAGGUCGUUCGUCCAUACAGUUUCAAUCGUGCAAUUCGUUGCGUUUCACCAUGAUAAGACAUUUCCCAGAGAUGACAACAGUUUCUAAAAUUAAAUCAUUUUACUGCAGCAAAAGUUGGAUGAAGCCGAUUGGAGGCUGAUUGGACUCUUCCGGUCACCGGAAGUCGCCUCCUUUUGACUAAACAAAAACGACCCCCUGAAUUUUUUUUUUUCCCCCGAUUGAGAGAAACAAAAGGAGAUUUUGAAAAAUUAAGGAAAACCAGAAGAAGAAUCUGAAAACCAAAAAUGGGUGAUGCCAAUGUUCAGACGAGUGGUGGAGGAGGUCCGGGACAUCACCAUCCGCAUCAGUUGCAUCAUCACCACCAUCACCAUCAAUUGCAUCAUCACCAGCCGAUCAAUACGGGAGCUCAACAUCAUCCGGUGCAACAUCACGACACGACGACGGCAUUGAGUUUCGGUCUCGGCUUUUUCCCCGAUCCGUCCGAAAUCAGUUCGAAGUCGCUUCCGCCCUUCUCGUCUUUUGGCGAAACGGAAGGACUCGGCGAAGGUCUUUCCGGACGGCUAUUGGAUCUCGGCGGAAGUAAUGGUGGUCCACCUCCAUGGGAUUUGUAUGGAGAAGGACUUUCUGCCCGGCUGAUUGAUGUCGGGGCUCCGACUCCGCUCGGUUUGGGUAUCGGUGUAGGCGUCGGUCUGGGUCUAGGCUUCGCCCCGCCUCCGCCAGCUGCCAUCCCUGCCAAGGACAGUCAACCGGGACCGCCUGGUAACAGUGGGCCGGGCGGUGUCCAGUACCGACCUUGGGAAUCUAAGAAUCACCCCGACGGCAAUGGCAAUCCGCCUACGUUGCUGGAACUUGGCCGCAUGAUGGCUGUCACUCCGCCUCCGGGCAACACGACUCCCAACUCUUCGAGCAAUCCAUCGGGAUUCUCCGAAUUGCAACUGUUUCCGCCGCAUGGAAGCAGCCCCAAACUGCCGUCGUUCCAGUCCCAAUUUCAGCAUUCUUAUUCGUCAUCCAGUCCUGGACCUCAUCCGCCCGCACUAACACCCAUCAAUGCGGACCCUAACGGCUUUCACGCUUCCGGUCCGGGACCUGGUGGUGGUGGUGCCGUUAUACAGAACAAUAACAACAACAACAAUAGUGUCCGUUAUCCACUAGUUCCGGCACCGGUUCAUCCUAUCCAGCGGCCGGAAGUUGUUGUUGGCGGAACGGCAGGUCACGCACCUCCUCCUCACCCUGGCGCUUUCGUUCAUCACGAUCGUGUUCAUCAUUUCGGUCCACUCCCGUCGGUGGCCCAACAGGCCGUCACCAAUCCACAACAUUAUCCGACGCUUCCGGCCGAUUACAAUAAUGGCGUCCAGCGUCCGGCUCUCCUCCAAUCGUCCGGUCCGUCUCCCAUCAACAACGUCAUUAAAUUGGAGACGGAAGAUUCGCGAUCGCCCUUCUCGUCUCAAGGUUCACUUCCGCGACAACCGGCCGGAGACGGCCGGAAGAAGGAGAAGCGAAAGUAUCGAGCCUCUUCGAUGGAGAGUUCCAGCAGCGAAGCGUCUGACGCUCAAGUUCCCAGCAUCUCUAGCACUGCCCGCGGAUUCAAACAUCCGCACAUCCAGAUGACGAGCAACGGCCACGAUUCCAGCAUGGAUUGCGACGGCAAGCAAUCGAAAAAGAAGCGGAAGCGUUGCGGCGAAUGCGUCGGAUGCAUGCGCAAAGAUAAUUGCGCCUCUUGCGCUCCGUGCCGCAACGACAAGAGCCACCAGAUCUGCAAAAUGCGACGUUGCGAAAAAUUGACGGAGAAGAAAAUUAAGAUUCCUCGUGAGAAAGGUGAAGGACGAGCUGCUCGUGCAAACAACAACAGCGCCAACAACUCUAGCAACAACAGCGCCACGUCUGCCAACGGUACGACAGCCCAGCCAAUAGCCACUCCACCCACACCGACCAACACAAUGGCCAAUAGCAACGUCCCAGUUGCUAAUUGGGAUCGUGGAUAUGCGCCCAAUGCCUGGGCUCCUGCUGCUCAACCGGCUGUUGUCAAUGGGACAACUGAUGAGAAUCAAUGGGCCGCUGGAUACCAGCCGGAAACGUAUGAUCCGUCCUUCAAUUUCAACCCGCUCCAACAACAAGGCGGGUUCCACGCACCGGCGCCCGUUGUUGACACGUUUGCAAACGGUCAAACGAACGGCUUCCGACCAAGACCGAGCCCUCAGCCUCAACAGAUUCAGAUUGGUGGAUUUAGUCCGCAUAUGACGUCACCUCAUCCAUCACCCGGAUCGGGUCAACAGAUGAACGGGCGUUGUGGCAGCGUUCCACCUCAUUUCAACGGCCAGGAUGGUUUUAUGAAUGCAAGUCCUUUUACUAGCCCGAGUCCUCGUCCGCCGUCAUCCAACAAUCCGCCCAGUGUAGGGGAAAACUUCCGCAAUGGCGGAAGUAAUUCCGAGUCUAAUGGUCAACAAAUUCACCCAAACGGGCCGCCUGGGUAUCCGUCUCCAUCACCCAUCCCGCAUCAGAGUUCGCAAAACUCUAACGGCGGAUAUCCAGGCCAACAACAACAACAACAACAACAAGGGAAACCCGAGCCCUGGGAGCCUGGGAACGAGUCUAAACAACAACAGCGUUCCACUCCGCACGAAGAGUUGAAUAAUCGGCUCAAGGAAAAGAUUCUUAGUAAACAACAGAUGCAGCAACAGCAACAACAUUCAUUCCAGCAACAGCAGCAGCAGCAGCAGCAGCAACAGCAGCAGCACCAGCAUGAGUUGCAGCAGAAUGCGUCUAAUAAUGGCGGCGGACAGUCUUACUAUAUGAACUAUCCGUACCAACAAAACAAUGAGGAAUAUUCGGAUCAGCAUUUCAAUCCGACCAGCGCUUCGUCUCCUUCCUCGUCGACUAGCAAUAACAAUGUCCGGCUGGACGUUCAUUUGGAGCCGAAUUCAACGAGUUCAACGGCCCAUUUUUUAGGACCAGCCCACCCUCAGAACGGCGGCACUGGGGGUGGGAAUCUUCCGGAGGAACAGCAACAACAGAUGCCUCAGCUUCUUCAGAGUCCGGAAACAACGACGCCGUCGUCGCCGCCACCACCACCGCCACCUAACGGUUGUCAAGUGAAUCACUUGGCACCUACCAGUGCAGCUAAUGCCCCUCUUGCUCCUCCUACUCAGGAUCUCGAACAGGAUCGUCUCAGUAAAUUGAAGAAUAAUGUCAAAGAUGAAGUGCCGCCCUGCCAGUGUUUCCCGUCGGACCAAUUACCGCAAGAACCGGGCCCUUACUACACGCAUCUCGGAUUCGGUGAAAGUGUUGCAUCGCUUCGCCAACAGAUGGAGCAAAGGACUGGCCUAGUCGGAAGAGCGAUCCGUUUUGAGAAAAUCCUUUACACGGGCAAAGAAGGCAAAACUGUUCAGGGAUGUCCGAUCGCUAAAUGGAUUAUACGACGUUCUAGUUUAGAGGAAAAAGUACUUUGCCUCAUCAAAGAACGUCGCGGACAUCGAUGUCAAACGACCUGGUUAAUUGUUAUUUCCGUCGCUUGGGAAGGACUGGCCUUAAAAGAUUCUGAUUACCUUUACGGCGAAUUGGUUUAUCGUCUGAACGCUCACGGAGUAGCGACAAAUCGGCGUUGCGCUACAAACGAAGAUCGCACAUGCGCUUGCCAAGGUCUCGAUCCCGAAACUUGUGGCGCUUCGUUCUCUUUCGGUUGCUCCUGGAGCAUGUUUUUCAAUGGAUGUAAAUUCGCCAGAAGCAAAUCACAAAGCGUCCGUAAAUUUCGACUAAGUGACGAGUCUCAGGAAGCGGAUAUUGGAGAUCGAUUGCAGCGAUUCGCGACUGCCAUUGCUCCUCUGUUUCAACGAAUCGCUCCAGAUGCUUAUGCCAAUCAAGUCGAAUUUGAAAAGGCGGCCAUUGACUGUCGUCUAGGUCUUAUGCCCGGAAGACCCUUUGCAGGCGUGACUGCCUGUUUCGACUUUUGUGCUCAUUCACAUCGAGACAUACACGACAUGAAUAACGGCUGCACAGUGGUAACCACUUUGACGCGUCAUCGAGGUUUCCACAAACCGACGGACGAUGAGCAAUUGCACGUGUUGCCUCAUUACAUUCUGGAUGGAGUCGACGAAUACAAUAGCGUCGAAGGACAAAGAAGCAAAGUGGACAGUGGUGCCAUUGAAAUUCUCAACAAGUACCCUUCUAUUUUGAGACGUCAUUCGCAGCCGAUUGCUAGUAAGACGAAACGGAAAGCUCAAAUUCAGUCCAACCGAGUCAUCUAUACAGCAGCCAAUGAGGACACCGCCCUCGUGCAAAGUAGUCACGUGACAAGUUCUACUUAUUACGAAAGACAUCCUAGUAGGACAUUUUUGGAACAAUCGGGCUCAAUGGAAAGCAAAAUUCGAGCUUUACAAACUUCAUCGCAAACUUACAGACCCGCAGUCGAUCAUCUGAUGUCGAAUCCGGCCUUUGCCAGCUGGGGAGGAUACACCCCUCCUCCUCAACAACAAUGUUGGCAACAACCGCCAUGGCAUAAUCGACCUUCCGAUCCUCAACUAUCCCAGUGGUGGAGACAGAAUUUGUCCUCUCCUUCCAGUGAAAUGCGUCCUUUUGGGCCCGUUAAUCCAGUCCAACCGUUCCAAAAUGUAAUCCGUCAUCAACCUCCACUUUUAACUGAACCAAGAGUGACUGUCCAGGUUAGCGACAAUGAAGAGAAUUUCAAAGAUCCUAGCAUAGGUGGUGUGGCUAUCGCUUUGACGCACGGUUCGGUUCUUUUUGAAUGCGCCAAACACGAACUGCACGCUACAACGGCUUUGCGGAAUCCCAAUCGACGCAACCCGACCCGCAUAUCUCUCGUUCUUUAUCAGCACCGUAAUAUGAAUGAGAGCAAACACGGAUUUGAUAUCAACGAGAAAAAGAUGGAACGAAAACGAAUCGAGCAACAACGGCAAGAGGAAGCUCAAACAACUGCAUCGACAACUCCUCAACAACCUACCUGGUUACCGGCACCAAACCUUUACGGCUGCACUUUGCCGGCGUCGGCAGCCGCUUCUUGCUAUCCGAAUUCUCAGCAGCCGGUUUUGCCUUCCAUCCAUCACGCAUUUCCGUACCAUUUAUCUUAUCCCUAUAAUCCAUAGGACAAAUAUUAGAGGGGAUUAGUAUUAUUAUCAUCACAAAAUGCUAACGAGGCAUAUUUCUUUAAUCGAUGAAAUUGGGGAAAUUAUUUUUGACUUGUUUUUAAUUUGAUGUUUCAACUUAUGCAAAUGGCGGGGGAAUCAUUUUCCUUUAGCCUAUUCGUCCGUAUGCAUAAAACAAUAAUUUCAGACCGAUUUGGCGAAUGUGGCUUGAAGUUCAAAACAGAAACAAUUCAGUGCUUUACAGUUUUUGAAAAGACGUGCUAUUUUGGCGAUACAAAAUUUUCUAGAAAUUUUAAAAUAAUAAUAAUGUGGAUCGUUUGGACGCAAACUUCGGCAGGGAAAACGUAUUCCGUACAAAAAAAAUGUUUUGCUUGUUUUAUUUUUUAAAUUAAUGUCGCACUUUCGAGUCACAUGUCAAUGUGGUCUUUUUUUAAAUCUGAUCUCUCGCUCUGAUUUUGUUUUGUGGGAAAUCUCCAGUUCAAGAAGUGGUGCCCAGCGGUGCAAAUCCUCGCAGGUGUCAUUCAUUAAAGUUAGAAAUUAUUCAAGAAUGACAGCGAAAGACAACCCGAUUGUUAACAUUUAACCACAAUAAGCAUUACUUGUAGUUUCACGAUGCUUUUGUUUUCUUUUACCCCCUUUUUUUUAUCAUUAUUAUUAUUUAAAUUCAUGUUGAUGUAAUUUCCUUUUAGGAAACUUUUCUAACCUUUUAUGUUCAGUCUGUAAAGAGCUUGCCAAGCCCAUCUGCCACAAGCAACUACCACCUCAUUUAUCAAUAAUCCUACAAAAAUGCAUUUUAAGUUUCAAUACAUCCGUAUUUCUUUUUGUAA